CACUCGUGUUACGUUCGUCGACGACGAGCAGUACUCCAGGCGAGCGCAUCGACCACGACAAGACCUUCGACUGCCCUGAAAGAGUCCAAGUGAGGAGUUUCCUGAGUCCUCUGCUCCCCUCCCUCGUUUGAACGAACCUCACCGUCUUUCUCAGAUCUGACAACCUGUUUGCCUUCCACGCCCGGUCCACUCCGACGGCUGAUCCGCCCUUCUUAACCCCGCCGCCCCGAUCCAGCCCCGCCGCACUCCACCACGUCCCCGCAACUCCACCGCUAGCCAAGCUGCCAGCAGACUCCCAUCGCCAUGGCCGCGGCGCUCUUCCUCCUGCUGGUCCCGCCCGUCGGCCUACUCGCCGCGCUCGCAUUCCUCGCGCGGCCCCGCGCCGCGCGGAUCCCGCUCAAAGGCCGCCACGUCUUCAUCACGGGCGGGUCCAGCGGCAUCGGGCUCGCCAUGGCCACGGCCGCGGCGCGGGAGGGCGCGCGGGUCUCCAUCCUGGCCCGCAACCUCGCCCGCCUCGAGGAGGCGCGCGCCGCCAUCCAGCGCGACUCGGGCCGCGACGACGUCGGCGUCCACGCGGCGGACGUGCGGGACGCCGGCGCCGUGGCGCGCGCGCUCCGGGAGGCCGGCCCCGUCGACGUCCUGGUCUGCAACCACGGCGUGUUCGUGCCGCAGGAGCUCGAGAGGCAGGACAUAGAUGAGAUCAAGUGGAUGGUCGACAUCAACCUCAUGGGCACCUUCCACCUCAUCAAGGCCGCGCUUCCCGCCAUGAAGGCACGCACCCGCGAGACGCGCCUCCCUGGGUCCGUCGCGAUCAUGUCCUCCCAGGCCGGCCAGGUUGGUAUUUAUGGUUACACCGCGUACUCAGCGAGCAAGUUUGCUCUUCGGGGAUUGGGUGAGGCGUUGCAGCAUGAGGUUGUCGCGGACAAUAUUCAUGUCUCAUUGAUAUUCCCUCCUGACACCGAGACUCCGGGAUUUGAAGAGGAGCAUAAGAGGAGGCCAGAAUUGACAAACAUCCUGGCAGGAUCGUCUGGUGGAAUGAAGGCCGAUGAUGUUGCCAACAAGGCUCUGGACGGCAUCAAAUCUGCAAAAUUCAUUGUCCCCUGCAAUUUCGAGGGCGCAAUGUUAGCUGUUGCCACUGCUGGUUUAUCCCCGCAAAGCUCCCCGUUAUUGGCAUUCAUAGAGGUGAUUGGCGCUGGACUCAUGCGGUUUGCGGCACUUUGUUUCCAAUGGAAUUGGUUCUCUACCAUAGAGAGCUAUUAUGCCAAGAACAAGAAGAGCGAGUGACAACACAAACCCGCGAGUGAUAACACAAACCAUACCUGGACAUUAUUUUUCCAGAUUUCAUGAGAGUUAAAAGGAACAAAUAAAUCACAUGUGACCUAAUGUAAAUGUAGCCUGGUACUAGAGAAGUUGAAGUUAUCUAUUUUUCCCCAUUAUUUUUCAUCAGAUCAUGUCGACAAUGUUAGAUUCCGGCAAAAACAAUAGAACGAAAGGCACUAAAGAGCUUGAUUUGAUGACCUACAUGUGUAAAUCCGCGUUUGAUUGCCUGCUUCAGAGCGAGAUCGUGUGUAAAUCCUUCCAUAAUGCACCUUCUAUUGCAAAUUAUAAGAAAUUUUAGUUUUUCUA
Messenger RNA from Sorghum bicolor (sorghum), 1626 nucleotides. RefSeq names its product 3-dehydrosphinganine reductase TSC10A. Gene Ontology annotation, biological process: sphingolipid biosynthetic process. Bases 304 to 1284 code for a protein of 326 amino acids. The transcript has 3 exons. The record is from RefSeq and is a predicted model, not a curated record. Gene Ontology annotation, molecular function: 3-dehydrosphinganine reductase activity. Gene Ontology annotation, cellular component: endoplasmic reticulum membrane. Lineage: Eukaryota; Viridiplantae; Streptophyta; Magnoliopsida; Poales; Poaceae.